AUGGCCUCGGCAUCCGCCUCGUCCGGGGGCAACCCUUUCUCAGCCCUAUUUAACCCGGAUAACGUCGUGGCCCGCCUCGCCGCCCUGCAACCAGCCGAAACCCGCGACGCGCCCAUCGAGCUGAGCACGAUGGACGCGCUGCUCGGGUCGACGGCGUAUGAGUGCAUCUCGUACGACCGCUCCGUCCCCCUGGACGCCGACGCGGACCUGGCCCCGGAAACCACCAUCUCGGUAGACGGGGAGCCUGUCGCCGUACCGGCCGCCCUCGCGGCUGCCCUCCGCGCGUUCCGCCGGCGGGACCGCACACGCACGCUUUGGGCGGACCUGCUCGUGGGGGGUACGGCGGAAGAGCGCAGCGCCGCAGCGGUAACGACGCGGCACGUGCUGACAGGCGCGGAGCGCACGCUGUGCUGGCUCACGCCGGAACCGAGCCGGAAGAAAGAGGGGGUGGCCGGAGAGGCCCAGGCGAAGGAAGAAGAAGACCUGACGGCGCGCGCAGUCGAGAUCAUCCGCGAGAUGGCGUUGCGGUUCCAGACGGCGAGCGCGCGGGUAGGACUCAGUGAGAAUGUCGGGUUGUCGCACGCGACGUUAGGCCAGCUCCAGGGCAUCCGCGACGACCUGCACGCGUGUCCGUACGACGACCUCGACUCGUUCAACUUCGGCCUGUGGAAUCGCAUCUACGCCAUCUUCGGCGCCGGCUACUGGCGCUGCGUGCAGCCCGUGUCGGAAAUCGUUCUCGCGCGCGCGCCCGUCAUCGUCGUCGCCGGAUCUUCCUCCGCCUCGCCGCCGGAAACGGGCGGAGGAGGAGGAGAAGUAGGCGGAGGCAUCCGGUGGCGCGACUACAUCGCCGCGUCGCGCGCCCUGCCCUUCUUCCAGGCGCGCCUCUUCGGCGGCGUGCCCCUGCUGCCGAGCGUCAUGCACGGCUUCGAGACCGCGAACACCAUUGAGAUCGCCGAGCGCCGCCGCCGGCUCGGCGAGUCCGUCGAGCUCCUGCCCAUGAUCGGGACCGCGCGGGACUGCACCGGCGGCCUCGGGCCUAUCACCAACGGCGCCAAGGGAAAAGGGAUGCGCGCCAAGGUCGACCCCCGCGAGAGCGUCUUCUCCAUGCUGCACAUCGCGACGCCGUCGGCGCGCGUCAACUUCCACGCCGGCGGCCCGCAGCCCCUGCCCGCCAUCGACUACAGCAAGACGGUGGAGGAGGUGUUCACGGACGCGGCGCGGUACUGCGCGCUCGAGCGCCAGGACCUCAUGCUGUGGUUCGGCGAGCGGCCGCCCUGCGCGAAGCGGCUGCGCGGGCUGCCCUCGUGGGUCCCCGACUUCAGCGCCGUGUACCCGAAGACGGGCGUGAUGGCGAGCCAGCAGACGGGCAUGCGCGCGUGGUGGGACGCGAUCCCGCGCGACGACCCGGCCGCCGCGAAGCUCAUCGCCGUGUCCACGCGCGCCGGCCGCCCGGCGCUGCACCUGCAGGCGCGGCCGCUCGACCGCGUCGCCUACGUAUCGCCGCUGAUCCACGGCGGCAACUGCCGGCGGCUCGCGGUGGCCGAGCUGCGCGCGGUGUCGGCGCUGCCGCCGAGCGCGUUCGCCGCGUACCCGGGCGAGGCGCCGGCGCAGCGCACGGAGCGCUUCUGGCGCACGCUGAUCCUGGACGUGGGGCGGGACCCGCAGUCGGCGGCGGCGGCGGCGGCGGCGCCCGGCGGGCCGGCGACGGCGUUUCACGACUCGCUGACGGCGCGCGCCGACGCGUCGCUCGCCGCCUACUUCGACAGCCUCGUAGCGGAGGAGAGCCUGACGGACGGCCUGGGCUGCGAGUCGGCCGCGGAGCUGCGCGAGCCGGCAGUGCAGGCGCGCAUCGCCGCCAGCCCGGCCUUCUCGGAGCUCGCGCGGCGCGCCGGCCGCGGCGCCCCCUUCGCCGACCUGGUCGCGCGCCACGCCGCCGGCCGCCGCCUCUUCCGCACCGAGGGCGGCCGCUUCGGCAUGACCGCGGUCGAGGACCCGGCGGCCGCGGACCCGAACCUGCGGGAGGCGCCGGCGGCGGAGGAGGAGGGGGAGGAGGAGGAGGGGGAGCAGCAGCAGCAGCAGGCGGAGGGCGCCGCGCCCGCGCGCCCGCCCAACUUCGGCCCCGCCCUCGCCGACCCCCUCGGCCGCGCCAUGCUCGCGAGCUUCCAGGACUACCUCGCGCAGCGGGACCCGCGGCUGGCGCGGAUCACGGCGCGCGCGCUGGCCGGCGAGCUGCCGGGCCAGGACGCGGCCGGCGCGGACCAGGGCGGCGCGCGGCCCGGCGACCUGGUCGUCGCGUGCGUCGGCGGGUUCGCGCCGUACAUGAUGCGGCCGCUCGCGGCGGCGGCGGCGGCGCCGGCAGAUGACGACACGUACGAGUUCGUCGGCGAGUGCUACCUCCACGGCGCGAUGGACGGCGAGGAUUUCAAGGAGCGCGGGUUCUUCGGCGGCGGGCGCUUCCGCGUCGACACGUCGAGGCUUGUCGACAUCACGGUGGUGUAGAGAGGCGGGGCGUUGGUUUGGGUUGGGGUGUGCGCUGCUCGGAGGGGCGGGUGAGGGCUGCGCGACGCUUACGAGCUGAUCGUGUUGUGGGGGGAGUGGAGGAGAUCGAGCAGAACGGGAGGACGCCGACACUGCUGGACUGCUAGUGUUGUACAUACAUAAUCUCUACGAUACCUCUCAACCCCAAACUGGCUUCAUCGUAGGUAGUUCGCACGCCACCGGCGCGUCGCGGAGCAGUAGUAAUCGAUUACAAU
Molecule: messenger RNA, 2753 nt
Organism: Durotheca rogersii
Lineage: Eukaryota; Fungi; Ascomycota; Sordariomycetes; Xylariales; Xylariaceae
Exons: 1
Coding region: 1-2499 (832 amino acids)
Source: RefSeq, a predicted model, not a curated record